Notothenia coriiceps (black rockcod) is the source of this 305-nucleotide messenger RNA. Its product is annotated as zinc phosphodiesterase ELAC protein 2-like. Gene Ontology annotation, cellular component: mitochondrion. The transcript is spliced from 3 exons. The record is from RefSeq and is a predicted model, not a curated record. The annotation marks the transcript as partial. Gene Ontology annotation, biological process: mitochondrial tRNA 3'-end processing. NCBI's taxonomy places the organism in Eukaryota, Metazoa, Chordata, Actinopteri, Perciformes, Nototheniidae. Gene Ontology annotation, molecular function: 3'-tRNA processing endoribonuclease activity.
GAGGCCGAGGCAGCGCUGCACGUCUCCAGCGUCAGAGCCCAGUGUCUGCUCAAGUUCCAGCUCAGACCCGUAAUGGAGUGGCAAAGAGACGCCAUCCCCUCCUGCAACACGGAGGAGUUUGUGAAAGAAGCGUCGGAGGUCCCAAACUUUCUGGAGGAAGUGGACAAGUGCAGGGAGAUUUGCUCCACUGCCGCUGCUCAGCGUUCUGGGCAAAGAGAGAAAUCCUUCGAGGUUGUUUUCUUGGGAACAGGAUCCGCUCUUCCGAUGAAGAUCAGAAACGUCAGUGGCACUUUAGUGAAUAUCAG